UUUUGUUUUCUUAAGAAAAAAUAAAAUCAUUUUAAACGUUAUUUGUUUAGUUAGGAAUCAUCUUCCCCUUCGCACUUCGGAAGUGCUCGAUUUUUUUGUGGUCAACUGUGAAUUCGUCGAAUUCAGUUGAACUUCAACUGGAAUUGGUUCUGCGUAAUUUCCAACCUCAUGAUGAUGCUGGACAACAAGAAGUGUGUAUCUGAAGUCUUCUAGAAGGGAAGAUAUUUUUGUGCCAAUGGCUGUACAAGAUAAUGCAAUUAAAAGAAUGAGGAUUGAUAAGGAAGAACCAUCUCGGAGUAAUGCACAGGCAAUAAACUUGAUAUCGGCAGUAAAAGAAUUGCAUGAGCUUCACUCUCAGGAUCUAUAUAAAUUUUUAAGGGAUGCAGAGAGCUUUACUAUUCAUUACCCUACCAAAAAAGGAUUGCUGCUUAAGAUUGAUAUGGACAAGCUUGCAAGUUCUCUUCCAUUGCACCUAACUGCAGUGCUAAUCUCAUCUAGCAGAGAUAAAGCCAUGUUUAGAUACGUGUUAUGUGGUAUUCGUCUGUUGCAUUCCUUGUGUGAUUUAGCCCCCCGACUUCCUAAACUUGAUCAGAUUUUCCUUGAUGAUAUCAGAGUGUUGGAACAACUAAUUGAUUUGGUUUUCUACACACUUAUUGUUCUUAGUGGCUACAGACAGGAAGGCCAUGCUUUUAGUCAUAUGUUCCUUUUGCAUUCAACUCUUGUAGCAUGCAACUUACAUCUACUAACAGGGUUUAUAUCGCCACAAUCACAAGACAUUGUUCAUGUAUUGCUUGCACACCCAAAGGUUGACAUAUUUAUGGAUGCGGCUUUUGGAUCAGUUCGCAUGAUUGUUAGAUAUCUUGAGGUUACACUGAUAGCUAUCUAUAAACACUUUUCCGAGGAGUCAAAUCUAACAGCUGAACAAGCAGUUUAUCAUCUCUGUCAGCAGUGUGAGGCUUCUCUGCAAUUUCUCCAGUCCUUGUGCCAACAGAAAUUGUUUAAGGAGCGCCUGCUUAAAAAUAAGGAACUAUGUAGAAGGGGCAGCAUUCUUUUUCUGGCUCGAUCCAUCUUGAAGUUAAACGUUCAACCAUCCUUUACAUCUCGGAUUGUGGCUGCCAUUUCGAGGCUAAAAGCUAAAGUACUAUCUAUUCUGUUGAGCUUGUGUGAAGCAGAAAACCUUUCUUUUCUUGAUGAAGUUGCCAGCUCUUCACAUUGUUUAGAUUUGGCUAAAUCAAUUGCAUCCGAGGUUUUUGAUUUGUUGAAGAAUGCUUUUGGAAAAGAUCCUAGGCAUCCCAUUAAUACCGACAGAAGUUACCCAAUGGGGUUUUUACAACUCAAUGCAAUGCGUCUGGCUGACAUCUUAUCUGAUGAUUCAAACUUCCGGUCUUACAUGACAGCUUGUUUCACUAAAGUUCUUACGGCAAUAAUUUCACUCUCCCAUGGAGAUUUUUUAUCUUGUUGGUGUUCUUCUAAUCUCCCUGGGACAGAAGAGGAUGCAACUCUUGAAUAUGAUAUAUAUGCCUCAGUUGGAUGGAUUCUGGAUCUGAGUAAUCAGCAUCAAACAAUUUUGGGAUUGAACCUAAUCCAUAACAGCAUGCCUUGUGCUUCUUAUGCACAUCAUAGGACAUCAUUAUUUGUCAAAGUCAUUGCGAACCUUCAUUGUUUUGUACCCAACAUAUGUGAAGAACAGGAGAGGAACCUUUUUGUUCUCAAGGUCCAAGAAUGCUUGCAAAUGGAUCUAUCUGGCCUUCUUCCUGGGUUUUCUUUAACUUCUGGUUCUCGUAAAGCUGCAGCUGUUAACAGGAAUCUCCGCUCAUUGUUAAGUCAUGCAGAAUCUUUGGUUCCAAACUUUUUAAAUGAGGAGGAUCUUCAUCUUCUAAGGGUGUUCAUUGGCGAACUACAAUCCCUAACUACUACUCCUCUUGGGGGAAAUCAGGGUCAGGAUAGCAAAAUUGAGGGUUCACUAUCUUGGGAUAAGUUUGUUCAGGAUAGCAAAACUGAGGAGUCAUUAUCUUGGAAUAAGUUUCCUAAACACAACAACGAUCGUUAUCAGGAUGCUCUGAGUACUGGGGGAGGCUCAUCACCUUUACUAAAAGAACGUGCUAAACUUAACAAGAGUGGUAACCUGAAGGAGGGAGUGUCAGAGAAUUCUGCAUUCCCAGGCAUAGACCAGCAGAAUAACAGAGAUGAAAACACAAAUCAAAGUGAUAACUUGACUAGGCAAAAUCAAGAAGAUAAAGCUACAUCUGGGAAAAGUGUAUCAGGUGCAAGAGAUGUGGAUAAGGAUGCUCAGAAUGCUGAAACGAGUGGUUCAGAUUCUAGUUCUGCCAAAAGAAAGAAUACUGUUGUUCAUAUGGAUAGCGAACACUCAAAAUCAAUUGAGCCUCAUAAAAAAGUUGGGGUUGGAGAAAGCGCAGAGGAUGAAAAGGUUGAAACUGUACAGAGGAGAAAACGAAAGCGAACUAUAAUGAAUGAUAAACAGGUGAUGUUGAUUGAGAGGGCACUCUUGGAUGAGCCUGAUAUGCAGCGAAAUGCUGCUUCACUUCAAUCAUGGGCUGAUAAAUUAAGUCUUCAUGGUUCUGAGGUUUCGUCUUCUCAGCUUAAAAAUUGGUUGAACAAUCGAAAAGCUAGGCUAGCCCGCACAGCUAAGGAUGUCAAAGCAGCAGAUGGAGACAAUCAAGUCGUGGACAAGCAAAGAGGGUCGAUGCUGGGAACCCAUGAUUUGCCCGACAAUCAUGGGGAUGCAUCCAAUGCCGGAAGAGAUCUUCUAACUCUUGCAAGAAUAGCUUCCGGUGAUAAUUCUGAGCCUUCACUAGCCGAAGCUGCCGAAAGUGGUCAUCCAGAAUCCGUCCGCUGCAAUGUGGGUCAGUAUGUUGUGCUUGUAGAUGCGCGAGGAGAUGAGAUUGGCAAAGGAAAGGUAGUUCAGGUGCGUGGUAAAUGGAAUGGAAAGAGUUUGGAUGAAUUACAAACUUAUGUUGUGGAUAUUAGUGAGCUUAAAGCUGAAAAAGGGUUGCGGCUUCCAUAUCCAUCAGAAGCAACAGGCACCACAUUUGCAGAUGCUGAAACAAAGUUAGGCGCCAUGAAAGUGUUAUGGAAUUCACGCAGAAUUUUUCCAGAGCGCACUGAAUGAGAAUGAGUUCAAUUCAGUGACUGAUCUUUUGCUUCUAGCUUUAAGUUUGUGCACAUGACCUUGUAUGAAUUUGCUAAUGUAAGAGGGUAGGGUUUAAAUGGUAAAAAUGUUAGCAAGGAAGGGUAGUUUACUAAUGUCAAGAUGAGAAUGAUCAUCAGUCUUGUACAAGUUUAUCAAAAGCUUCGUUGCAAUUGACAAUGUGCAGAAUAAUAGUAGGAUUUUGAUAUUUGAAUUUAUUACUUUCCAAAUUA
Molecule: messenger RNA, 3381 nt
Organism: Arachis duranensis
Lineage: Eukaryota; Viridiplantae; Streptophyta; Magnoliopsida; Fabales; Fabaceae
Product: nodulin homeobox
Exons: 19
Coding region: 236-3130 (964 amino acids)
Biological process (GO): flower development
Molecular function (GO): single-stranded DNA binding
Source: RefSeq, a predicted model, not a curated record